This is a messenger RNA of Nematolebias whitei (Rio pearlfish), 2283 nucleotides long. RefSeq names its product zinc finger, FYVE domain containing 16 (gene zfyve16). The record is from RefSeq and is a predicted model, not a curated record. Gene Ontology annotation, biological process: endosomal transport. Gene Ontology annotation, cellular component: early endosome membrane. Lineage: Eukaryota; Metazoa; Chordata; Actinopteri; Cyprinodontiformes; Rivulidae. Gene Ontology annotation, molecular function: metal ion binding.
GUGUACUGCACUCCAUGCUGCAACCAAAAAUGCAAGCUCAAGUACCUGGGAAAAGAGGCUCGUGUGUGCGUCUUCUGCUAUAUUCUCAUAAACAAAGCCCAGAACGAUGAUCGGUCGAUGAGUCCUACGGGUCCCAGUCCAAACCCCAACGUCCCGUCUGAGUAUUGCAGCACCAUCCCUCCUCUGCAGCAGGCUCAAGCUGCUGGCACUCUGAACUCUCCACCACCAACAGUCAUGGUCCCCGUGUCCGUUCUCAAACAGCCGAACAACGAUGCGUGUCCACGUGAACAGAAGCGGGUGUGGUUCGCUGACGGCAUCUUGCCCAACGGAGAGGUGGCAGACACAACCAAGCUGAGCAGCAGGAACUCCCAGGAGUUCAGUUCAGAUCCAGAAACGCCUGGCUCAUCUGGGUCAGACCCUGGAGUUUGCAGUUCUUCUGCUCCUGAUGCCUCUGGAGCUGUAGAGAUGGUCCGACCUCCAGUGUCAGGACCCUGGGAUUACAGGUUGCUUUCUGGACUUGGUUCUGCAGUAAAGAGGAUCCCAAGUCUGCUGCCAGACAGCGAGGAUGAGUUACCUCCACUGCUCAUCAGCACUGAAGAGGAUGGAGGAGAUGAUGUUUUGGUUGAAGAAAGUCCAGCCCCCUGCCAGAUCCUGCACCUACUGGAGGAGGGAGGUCCUCGUCCUCUAACAUUUGUCCUGAAUGCCAACCUGCUGGUCAACGUCAAACUGGUCACUUACUCCAACAGGCAGUGCUGGUGCUUGGGCUCCAUCGGGCUGCAGGCUCUGGGACAGAAAGAGUUGGUGUUUCUGUUGGAGUGUUUGCCAGGAGAAAAAACUCUCCCAAGGGACCUCUUCUCACUUUAUCUCAGCAUUUACCAAGAUGCCCAGAAAGGGAAAUUUGUGGAGGAGCUGGAUAACGUGACAUUCACAACCAGUUUUCUGGGCAGUAAAGAUCAUGCAGGGAUGCUGUUCUUCCCUCCCACCUGUCAGUCUCUGGACGGCCUCGCACUCCCCCCACAGUCUUUCCUGUUUGGCCUUCUCAUCCAGAAACUGGAGGUACCAUGGGCCAAAGUCUUCCCACUCAGACUGCUUCUUCGGCUCGGCUCUGAAUACGAUGUGUAUCCAACUACAUUGUUAAGUGUUCGCUUUCGGAACUCUGUGUAUCGAGAGACGGGGCACACCAUUAUGAAUUUACUGGCUGACUUAAGAAACUAUCAGUACAGCCUGCCAGUGGUGGAGGGUCUGAGGAUCCAUAUGGAGAUGGGCCACAUCUACAUUGAUAUCCCCAAAAGUAGCUUUAAUGAGAUGCAGAAGGUGGUAAAUUCAUCCAACGAGCAUGUCAUCAGCAUCGGGGCAAGUUUCAGCCAGCAGGCCGACUCCCACCUGGUGUGUCUCCAGAACGAGGAGGGAAACUAUCAGACACAGGCCAACAGCAUGCCGGAGAUGACUCGCACUGUGACAGGAGCCAGUUUUGUUGUGUUUAAUGGAGCGCUGAAAGCCUCCUCUGGCUUCAUUGCCAAGUCCAGCAUCGUUGAAGAUGGGUUAAUGGUUCAGAUCCCUCCAGAGACCAUGGAGUCUCUGCGCUCAGCCCUGAGAGAAAAGACUGACUUCCACAUACCCUGCGGCAAGAACGAUGGUGGGGAGGUCAGAGAGAACGUCACGAUCCGCUGGGUUGACUGGACUUCACCCAUCAACUCUGGCAGAACUAGCGGCGUCGAUGGGAGACCACUGGAUGGCGUCCACAGUGUAAAGAUGCAGCAGGAUGCUGAAUUUAAGUCUGACGGUCGCACCAUCAGAUGCACUGAGGUGUUCUACCAGCUGAAGUCUCCUGACUGCAGCCUGGCGUCGGUUCUGUCGUCCUGCAGCGUGUUUCAGAAGGAGAUCGCUUUGGCCACCUGCAGCGCUCUGACUCCUCACCUGUCUGUUCUUACCUGCAGCGGCAUCAACUCCCUCUCGCUUCGCAUCUCAACUCAGGCUGACAUGGUGGAGUACCAGGCUGGUUCUGGAGGCAGGCUCCUCCCUCAGCACUACAUGAACGAGAUGGACGGCGCUCUGAUCCCAGUCAUCCACGGAGGUAGUGCUAGUGUUCCUCAGACCACCAUGGACAUGGAGUUCAUCUUCUACAUCACGCACGUUAUUUAACAAAAGACUGCAACACCCAAGUAUUGAACUAAAACACUGAACCAGACGGUGCAGCUGCUGGUUUUUCUGGUCACUCAAAACGCUCCGACCUCAAUCUGAUCCCACUCUGAGACUGGACGCGUUGUAGAGCUAAAUUUAAAG